Cuscuta campestris is the source of this 699-nucleotide messenger RNA. NCBI's taxonomy places the organism in Eukaryota, Viridiplantae, Streptophyta, Magnoliopsida, Solanales, Convolvulaceae. The record is from the annotation of a GenBank genome assembly.
UACUAUUAUUCCCUAUUCUUUUCCUUCAAACUUGUCGGAGCUGCGGCUGUGUGUUCACGCCGGCACUCACGUCGAUGCGCCCGGACACAUGUACGAUGAUUACUUCGAUCAAGGGUUUGAUGUUGAUUCUCUUGACCUCAGAAUCCUCAAUGGACUUGCACUGGUAGUUGAUGUUCCAAGAGACAAGAACAUAACAUCUGAAGUGAUGGAGGGGCUAAAUAUACCAAAGGGAGUGAAGAGAGUGCUUUUUAGAACACUAAACACGGACAGGCAUCUUAUGAAGAAGAAGGGAUUUGACACAAGCUUUGUGGGAUUCAUGAAGGAUGGAGCCCAAUGGCUUGUGGACAACACCGACAUUAAACUCGUCGGAAUAGAUUACUUAUCUGUUGCGGCAUAUGAUGACUUGAUAACUUCCCAUUUAGUUUUUCAUAAAAACCGGGAAAUAAUACUGGUAGAAGGGCUGAAGCUGGAAGGGAUUGAGCUUGGGAUGUACACAGUUCAUUGCUUGCCCUUGAGGUUGGUGGGUGCUGAGGGGUCUCCCAUUAGAUGCAUCCUCAUCAACUAAAACCAAUACUUGUUUGUCUCUUGCCCAUUUCUGGUCUUUGAUUUCCCGAGAAAUGACAUUUCUACUUUCGAGUAUAUAUAAGGUAUGCUUGCACCCCCACCCCCACCCCAAAGAAAUAAUGAUGGGUUGUUGGU